UCAAAGGAAUUUUGCUACGAGGACCUCUGGUUCUGGUAGAAGAAGGGGGUCGCGGUUUACGGGAUACCUGUACGAUAAACGUGAUGGCCGGCGACUCCUGUCUGCCGCAUCUCCUAGAGAUGUUACCCUGAACCUCAUCCAUGGCGGAGGUGCUCUGUUUGGCAGAGCAGAGGAAGAUGCUGUUGAAGUAGACCCUUCUGGAGGAGAGGUGUUAGAAGGCGAAGAAGCAGGAGGGGAACAAGGUGAAGAAGUUGAGGCAGGUCAUCAUGAAGAUGCCCUCCAGGAAGGUGAAGGAGAAAACGACGUAGAAGAAGUAGAGGUCCUGGACCAGCCAGAAGCGCGAAGUAAUACUAGCAACAAGCCGAUCCUCUACUAUGUUGGAGGCGCUGCGGAAGGAAAAAGCGCCUCGAGUCCCAUCUACCAAGACGACGAACAACAAGCAGUAGUAGAACAUUCAGAUUAAGGCUAUUUUUCUCAUCUCAUCAACGAACAGCGUUCUUUUAUUUUUAUCCAGUUGUCUCUAUUUCGAGAAGCAGAAAGGCCCACUUAUCUUCUUUCUAACGCUAAAAAGAACUAGUAGAGACUAUAUCAACUUCGACUUCGAGAACAUCAACCAGAAAAACUCAUUCGGUUAGGCAGAGCUCCUCCUCCAGUACAAUCUCUAAAUAGAACAAGCUCCACAGGCAGACGAUGGCCCUCUACGAUGGAGCCAGAUAAUGGAUUUGAUUCAGCAGGAACCUCCUGUAACUACAACUCAGCGCCAAAGGGUGCAAGAGCCUAAAAGAGGUGGAUUUGAUCAUCAUAAUCGAUCGACAUCAACUUAAGGCUCAAGAACGUGAGAAUAACAGGACAAGAACUAUAUGAUAUAACUAGCUAAGUCAAGUAAAAAUAGUAAUGUCAUUUAGAUUUAGUAAUGCAAAUGCGGUGAUGAAAAUAGAAGCUUUUACUUUUGAAUUACUAUUUAUCACAACUACAAUUUUGAAUUGUUCUGGUAUUUGGUAACCUGAUUUUGAUCACAAGGAUUCCCUUAUGAUCAAAAUCAGGUUACCAAAUACCAGAACCAUCCAAAUUUUCACUCGCCGCGUCAGGAGAAGCUCCGCGCUAAUGAUGAGUGUUAAGUACUAGAAAAGUGCGAAAAUCUCCUCUAAUGAAGACUGUUAAGCAGGAGAGGCCGUUCCGUCGAAAUGGUGGACGAUGUUGAUGAAGAGCUAGUUCCAGAAUUACCAUUAAAGCAAACGGAAGCUGAUGCUGUCCGUGCCGCGUAUCUUCAUUCUCGUAAGCACUUUCAUCCGCAGCCAACUAAUAUGCCUCGUUUAGACAUCACUCAUAGCGCUCCUGUUGAAGAAGUCGAAGAAGAUCCAGCCAGUACUAGAG
Amoebophrya sp. A25 is the source of this 1374-nucleotide messenger RNA. The record is from the annotation of a GenBank genome assembly. NCBI's taxonomy places the organism in Eukaryota, Dinophyceae, Syndiniales, Amoebophryaceae.